Messenger RNA from Pseudoliparis swirei, 8062 nucleotides. It is a transcript of the gene apc, whose product is annotated as APC regulator of WNT signaling pathway. Gene Ontology annotation, biological process: negative regulation of microtubule depolymerization; negative regulation of canonical Wnt signaling pathway; pattern specification process. The transcript has 17 exons. Gene Ontology annotation, molecular function: gamma-catenin binding; microtubule binding; beta-catenin binding. Gene Ontology annotation, cellular component: cytoplasmic microtubule; beta-catenin destruction complex; catenin complex. The record is from RefSeq and is a predicted model, not a curated record. NCBI's taxonomy places the organism in Eukaryota, Metazoa, Chordata, Actinopteri, Perciformes, Liparidae. The coding region runs from base 538 to 7377 and encodes 2279 amino acids.
GUACUUUUACUAUAUACUUAUACACAGCUAAGAGUACAUGUGUACUUCUCUGAACUACUCGCUGCACUAUGGAUACUUUUACCACAUAAAGCUGAGAAAACAUGCAUACUUGUACUACUUAUACUUAAUGAAGCUGAUAGUACUUCUUUGUAAAGAGUACUAAACGCUGUACUCGUUAAAGUACUCUCUUGUAACGGAAUACCUUCGUGUACAGGUACUCCUCAGAGCAGUACUUCUACACACAGACACAAGAUGGCGGACCGCCGCGGCAGCAGUUUCUCCACAACAAUAAGGCCGAGUUAAACUUCCCCCGGACUUUGAGAAACACUUUCCCCGCCGUGGCCACAGACAUGAGCGGCCUGCGCCGCGUCUGACGGCCCGGUUACCGGCCGCGGGAGAUCCCCGGUGAUGUUCCGGGAGACCGACGCCGGUUAAAGACACUUUGGAGCCGCUGAGCUGACUCUCCUCUGUCAGAAGGAGAGAGACAGGGAGGGUGAUGGAGGCUGCAGCGAUGGGGUCCGUCGGGGGUCUUCCAACAUGGCGGCUGCGUCUUACGGCCAGCUGCUGAGACAGGUGGAGGUGUUAAAGAUGGAGAACUCCAACCUGAGACAGGAGCUGCAGGACAACUCCACCCACCUGACCCAGCUGGAGAGUGAGGCCUCCAGCAUGAAGGAAGUGCUGAAGCAGCUGCAGGGCACCAUAGAAGAAGAGUCUGGAGAGGCGUCUGGCUCUCAGAUGGAGCUCAUCGAAAGACUGAAAGAGAUGAGCCUGGAGUCUGCAGGGUUCAAGCCCAGGUCCAAGGCUCCUCUUCCCCCCUCGUCCUCCUCCAGCUCAGCCUCUUCGGGCUCUGGAGCUCCUGGAGGAGCAGCCGGAGCUCCCUUCCCCAGGAGAGGGCUGCCGCCUGCGGGCAGAGACGGCCACGACCGCUGCCUGGAGGAGCUGGAGAAGGAGAGGUCUCUCCUAUUGGCUGAGCUGGAGAAGGAGGAGAAGGAGAAGGACUGGUACUACGCUCAGCUGCAGAACCUCACCAAGAGGAUCGACAGUCUGCCGCUCACCGAGAACUUCACUCUGCAGACGGACAUGAGUCGGCGUCAGCUGGAGUUCGAGGCGCGUCAGAUCCGCUCCGCGAUGGAGGAGCAGCUGGGCUCCUGUCAGGAGAUGGAGAGGAGAGCUCAGGACCGCGUCUCUCGUAUCCAGCAGAUCGAUAAGGACGUCCUGCGACUGGGAGCCCGGCUGCAGGUGGAGGAAGCUCCGGGGGCGACCGACAGCAGCGGAUUAUUGGCUGCAGCUCAGAGCUCCGGCAGCCGGUUGGACCACGAGCCGACCAAUGAGACGAGCUACUCUGUGCCCCGACGAAUCACAAGCCACCUCGGAACCAAGGUGGAGAUGGUGUACAGUCUUCUGUCUAUGUUGGGGACCCACGAUAAAGACGACAUGUCGCGCACGCUGCUCGCCAUGUCGAGCUCCCAGGACUCGUGCAUCGCCAUGCGUCAGUCCGGCUGCCUGCCGCUGCUCAUCCAGCUGCUGCACGGCAACGACAAGGACUCCCUGUUGCUAGGCAACUCUCGCGGCAGCAAAGAGGCGCGUGCGCGCGCGUCGGCGGCAUUGCACAACAUCGUCCACAGCCAGCCGGACGACAAGCGCGGCCGGAGGGAGAUCAGGGUGCUCCACCUGCUGGAGCAGGUGCGCCACUACUGCGAGGAGUGUUGGAGCUGGCAGGAGAACCAUGAGAGGGGCGUCGACCAGGAGGACAACCCCAUGCCGUCUCCAGUGGAGCAUCAGAUCUGUCCGGCUGUCUGCGUCCUCAUGAAACUUUCUUUUGACGAGGAACAUCGACACGCCAUGAACGAGCUGGGCGGUCUGCAGGCGGUGGCUGAGCUGCUGCAGGUGGACUGUGAGAUGUUCGGCCUGAGCAGCGACCACUACAGCGUCACCCUGCGGCGCUACGCCGGCAUGGCGCUCACCAACCUCACCUUCGGAGACGUGGCCAAUAAGGCCACGCUGUGCUCCAUGAAGGGCUGCAUGAGGGCGAUGGUCGCUCAGCUGAAGUCGGACAGUGAAGACCUGCAGCAGGUGAUAGCGAGCGUGUUGAGGAACUUGUCGUGGCGCGCCGACGUCAACAGCAAGAAGACGCUGCGUGAGGUCGGCAGCGUGCGGGCGCUGACGGGCUGCGCCCUGGAGGUGCAGAAGGAGUCGACCCUGAAGUCCGUCCUCAGCGCGCUGUGGAACCUGUCGGCUCACUGCACGGAGAACAAGGCGGACAUCUGCGCGGUGGACGGCGCGCUGGCGUUCCUGGUGGGAACGCUGACGCACCGCAGCCACACCAACACGCUCGCCAUCAUCGAGAGCGGCGGCGGCAUCCUGAGGAAUGUCUCCAGCCUCAUCGCCACCAACGAAGUGCACAGGCAGAUCCUGCGUGAGCACGGCUGCCUCCCGACUCUGCUGCAGCACCUGAAGUCUCACAGUCUGACCAUCGUGUCCAACGCCUGCGGGACGCUCUGGAAUCUGUCGGCCCGGGACGCCAAAGACCAGGAGGCGUUGUGGGAGCUGGGCGCCGUCGGCAUGCUGCGCAACCUCAUCCACUCUCGGCACAAGAUGAUCGCCAUGGGCAGCGCCGCCGCGCUGCGCAACCUGAUGGCCAACCGGCCGGCGCGCUACAAGGACGCCAGCGUGGUGUCGCCGGGCGCCGGCGCCCCGUCGCUGCACGCCCGCAAGCAGAAGGCGCUGUUCGAGGAACUGGACGCGCAGCAGCUGUCGGAGACGUUCGACAACAUCGACAACCUGAGCCCCAAGGCGGCGCACAGGAAGGGGCGGGGCUGCAACGGCGCCGGGGGGCCCGGCGGAGCCAACGCGCCGCGCUCCUACGCCAACACGCCGGUGCUUUCCAGCCCGAAAAACGGAGACGGGUCGAAAAGGGCGGGCGAGGAGGCGGCGCCGUACGCCCGGCCGGCGUUCCCGCCCAGCGUGCGCGCGUCCAGCGACAGCCUCAACAGCGUCACGAGCGCCGACGGCUACGGGAACCGCGGCAAGACGAAGCCGUCGGCCGACUCGUUCUACUCGUCCGACGAGAGCGGCGCCAACAAGUGCUGCGUGUACCGCAAGUACCCGGCGGACCUGGCGCACAAGAUCCGCAGCGCCAACCACAUGGCGGACGACGACGGCGGCGAGCUGGACACGCCCAUCAACUACAGCCUGAAGUACUCGGACGAGCAGCUGAACUCCGGCCGGCAGAGCCCGAGUCACCGCGAGAGCGACGAGGACGACGAGCUGGACGCCCGGCUGAGGAGGAGGAACGACGGCGGCGGCGACCCGGCGCCCGCCGGCCGCGCGGCGUCCGCCCCGCAGCCUCGCUACGCUGCCGCCGCCGCCAAGUCGAGCUACGGCGGCGACUCGGCGGUCGAGCAGCCGAUCGACUACAGCCUGAAGUACGGCGCCGACGCCGCCCGCAAGCCGCUGUUCAAGCCGGAGGAGGCCGCCGCCCCCUCGGGCCCGUCGCCUCCGUCCUCGUCUUCUGGCAAGCUCCGCCCCCCUCCGCCCGCAGCCAAUCGGACGGUGCCGAAAGGCAACCAGGAGAUGACGCAGACUUACUGCGUGGAGGACACGCCCAUCUGCUUCUCCAGAGGCAGCUCGCUCUCUUCGCUGUCAUCGGAAGACGAGGAGGAAGACGGCGACGUCAUCGGGCGGAAGAGGCGGAGCCGAGGCGGCGGCGGCAACGAUUACCCGACGCUUCCCGUCGGCGAGAAGGAUGAGCAGAGGCAGCAGAAGGAGGCGGAGAGCCAGACGGCCGCCGCCGUGGCCGCCGCGGCCGCCGCAGCCUCCGCCGCCUCGGCUCCGUCUUCGCGAGGGAGGCGCGGUCACCACCACCACCACGGCCACGCCCACCACGGCCACGCCCACCACCAGGUAGCGUCGUCGUCGGGCGCCAGGACCCCCAAGAGCCCCCCGGAGCAGCCGUACGCCCAGGAGACGCCGCUGAUGUUCAGCCGCUGCACGUCGGUCAGCUCUCUGGACUCGUUCGCCACGUCCUCCAUCGCCAGCUCGGUGCGCUCCAGCGAGCCGAGCAGCGGCAUGCCGAGCGGCGUGGUGAGCCCGAGCGACCUGCCCGACAGCCCGGGCCACACCAUGCCGCCGAGCCGCGCCAAGACGCCGCCGCCGCCGCUGUCGCCGCCGCCGCCGCAGAGCACCAAGGACGAGGAGAAAACCAAGAAGAAGAAGAAGGACGAGGAGGAGGAGAGCGGCGCCGACGUCCUGCUGCACUUCGCCACCGAGAGCACGCCGCACGGCUUCUCGCGGGCCUCCAGUCUGAGCGCGCUCAGUCUGGACGAGCCGUACAUCGCGGCGGAGAUGAAGGGGAAGAAGAAGGAAGAGGAGGGGGGGCGCGGCCAGGAGGAGGGGGCGGAGCCGAUCCUCGGCGAAUCCGACGACGACGACGACAUCGAGAUCCUGGAAGCGUGCAUCAACAUGGCGAUGCCCAAGUCGUCACGGAAACCAAAGAAACAGCAGCAGCAGCAGCAGGCGGCGCUGAGGAAACCCAGCCAGCUGCCCGUCUAUAAGCUCCACCCACCUCAAAGCCGCGGCCAAUCACAGCAAAGGAAGGACGCGCCUCCGCUGUCGGAGGAGAUGCCGAGAGUUUACUGUGUGGAGGGAACGCCGCUCAACUUCUCCACCGCCACCUCGCUCAGUGACCUCACCAUCGACUCGCCGCCCAAUGAGGAGCUACCUGUAGCCCCGCCCACCUUCGCCCACAGGAGGGGGGCGGGGCUACCCGAGGGCGAGAACGGCGAUGACAUCCUCGCCGAGUGCAUCAGCGCCGCCAUGCCCAAAGCCAGACCCCGAAAACCGAUCAGAGCGUCCUUGAACACCGAGCACCUCCAAGCCCCGCCUCCUCCUGCUCUGGCCCCGCCCCCUCUCGGCCUGCAGCAGCAGCAGCAGCAGAAGAAGAAACCGACGUCGCCGGUGAAGCCGAUGCCGCAGCGCGCGCCGCACGGCGGCGCGGCCGCCAAAGCCAAGCCGGGCUUCACCUUCGACUCGCCGCACCACUACACGCCCAUCGAGGGAACGCCGUGCUGCUUCUCGCGCAACGACUCGCUGAGCUCGCUCGACUUCGACGAAGACGACGGCGGCGGAGAGAAGGACGAGGAGAAGAAGACGAGGGAGGAGGAAGGCAGGAAGAGGAAGCAGCAGACGGCGGCGGUUUUCCCUCGAACGAAACCCGCCGCCAACGCCACGGCGUCCGACGAGCGUCAGAAGUUCUCCAUCGAGGACACGCCCGUCUGCUUCUCCAGGAACUCGUCGCUGAGCUCGCUGAGCGACAUCGACCAGGAGAACAACAACAAGGAGUUCGCCCCGCCGCCCGAGCGCCGAGAGAAGCCGCCUCCUCCUCCUCCUCCGCAAGAGGAGUUGAAGCCCCGCCCCCCUGCGGCGAGCUGCUACGCUCCCCGAGCGUUCCACGUGGAGGACACGCCCGUCUGCUUCUCCAGGAACUCGUCGCUCAGCUCGCUGAGCAUCGACUCGGAGGACGACCUCCUGCAGGAGUGCAUCAGCUCCGCCAUGCCCAAGAAGAAGAAGAAGGCCGCCGCCGUGGCCACGCCCCUUCCUGGAUCCAAAGCCGAAGAUUACAUUUUGGCCGAGGAGGAGCCUUCCGAUGCUCCGAGAAGCCCCGCCUCCCCCGACUCCGAGACGUUCGAUUGGAAGGCGAUACAGGAAGGAGCCAACUCCAUCGUCAGCAGCCUGAACGCCGCCGCCGCGGCGCCGCUGUCCCGCCAACCGUCAUCUGACUCCGACUCGGUUCUCUCCCUGAAGUCGGUCGGCUCGCCGUUCCGCCUGCCGGCCGCCAACAACCCCACCAGAGACGAAGACGAAGAAGAGGAAGAAGAAGAGGAAGAAGAGGAGGAAGAAGAAGAAGAGGAAGUGAAGGAGGAGGCGGCGCCGAUGAAGCAAGGGGCGAGGAUCCUGAAUGCCGGCGAGCGCACCACGCUGGAGGCCAAGAAGAAGAAGGAGGCGGAGGAAGAGGAGGAGGCGGAGGAAGAGGAGGAGGCGGCGAAGGCGCUGAGAGGCGGGAAGAAGGUCUACAGGAGUCUGAUCACGGGGAAGCUGAGGGCGGAGCCAGCUGCCAGGGGGCGGAGCAAGCCCAGAGCGGCAGCCGUGGCCAAAGCUCCAGGAGGCGUCGACGGCGUCGACAGAGGAGGCGGACCCUCUCGGGACUCUUCCGCGACGUCCAAUCAGAAAGCAGGGAAGCUGCUUCAGACGCCGCGCACGGCGUCGCCAGGAAGCGCCUCGUCGUCUUCGUCUUCGGCCUCCAGGCCGGCCAAACCGAGCGCGGCGGCGAGGAGCGGCGGCGGCAUCCCGAGGAGCGAGUCAGCGUCGAGGGUGAGCGUCUCCACGGCGCCCAAGAAGCAGAAGGCGGAGCCAGAUAAGCAGAAGGCGGAGCCAGAGAAGCAGAAGGCGGAGCCAGAGAAGCCGGCGCUGGUCCGCCAGUCGACCUUCAUCAAAGAGGCGCCGAGCCCGACGCUGAAGAGGAAGCUGGAGGAGUCGGCGGCCGCGGCGGCGUUGGACUCGCCGCCGAGCCCCGACGCACCGCUGCCGUCGGCGACCAGGAGACACGACGCCAACCGCUCGCAGUCCGAGAGCCCGUCACGCCCUCAGGAGGCGACGGCGUCGAGGAUCAACCGCACCGGCACCUGGAAGCGGGAGAGCGGCGGCGCCGGAGGCGGAGCCGGCAAACAGUCGACGUCGCUGCCGCGCGUCGGCACGUGGAAGCGGAGCGGCAGCUCGUCCUCCGUGCUGUCGGCGUCCAGCGAGUCCAGUGAGAAGGGGCGGAGCGAGGAGGAGAGCGGCGUGCGGCUGAAGGGGACGUGGAGGAAGGCGAAGAGCGGCGGCGAGGCGGCGGCCGGGCGCGUCGCCGCCGAGGACGUGUGGGUCCGCCUGGAGGACUGUCCCGUCAACAACCCGCGCUCCUCCUCCUCCUCCGCCCGCUCGCCCAGCGCCAACGCGCCGCCCGUCAUCGACUGCCCGCCGCCCUCCAAGAUCCCCUCUUCCUCCUCCUCCUCCUCCUCCUCCUCCAACCUCAACCUGCGCCAAAGCUGCGAGAGCCUCGACGACAAGCCGCCCGAACGCCCACAGCAACAACAACAACAACAACAGCAGCAGCAGCAGCAGCAGCGCAGUCAGCAGCGGAGCGGCGCCGUGGCGGCUCGCGUCAGCCCGUUCAACUACACGCCGAGCCCGAGGAAGGGCGACGUCACGCCCGCCGCCGCCUCCACCACGUCGUCCUCGUCGACGACCCCCACGCGACCUUCGCUCAUCCCCACCCCUGUCACCAAGAACCGGGAGCCGAAGGGCGGCGAGGGCGGCUCGUACAUCGUGACGUCGGUGUAGUUUGGCACAAAAUGGCCGCCGCGGUCGGAGGAAAUGUAAAUAAGAAGAAAAGUGAGAACGUGUUUGCUUGUGGACUGAACUGUUCAGGAAGUGAGUCUGUAUUUAAGUGUUAGCCCCGCCCCCUCCCCCCCAUUGGCUCCUCUCACCUGCCACUCAAGCAAGGUUCUUUAUUCAAGGAGAGAAACACUUUAAAAAUGAACUUUUUAUGUUUUUAUACCACUAAAAUGAUGAGUAGCGCUUAGCUCCGCCCCUCUGCCUGUGAUCCUGCAUGGCCACGCCCCCUUAACGAUGCCGUUACCAUGGUGAUAUAACAACGAUGAUGAUGUUUCUGUGGCGUUUGAAGACGAUUCUGCUCUUCGGGAAGUUUUCUUGUUCUUUUUUUCCUCUUUGGUUCUGAAAACAAACUAUUGUUUCUCUCCUGUCGUCGGGUAGAAAGUAAUUUAUUCUCUCCGUGUGGAGACGUUUGACAGAUUCAAAGUUUAACGUUAUUUGAAUAAGUAACAGCUGCUCCCGACUCGUCACACGGCGUGAAGAUGGAAUGAUUUAGUGUCCCGGCUGCCGGUCGGAGGAGUCCUCAUAACACUGUACGUAAGUUAUUGCUCCUGAUUUAAGAAGAAGCUUGGUCCUCGAGGCGACGGCCUGUCGUUGUUAAAUGAUCAAUAAAUUCAACAUUUUAGGUGCAAAA